Messenger RNA from Aspergillus steynii IBT 23096, 843 nucleotides. Its product is annotated as class I SAM-dependent methyltransferase. NCBI's taxonomy places the organism in Eukaryota, Fungi, Ascomycota, Eurotiomycetes, Eurotiales, Aspergillaceae. The transcript is spliced from 4 exons. The record is from RefSeq and is a predicted model, not a curated record. The coding region runs from base 21 to 788 and encodes 255 amino acids.
UUUCCAUUCUGUCAGUCAACAUGCCGUUCGAUUUGAAGGACCGAUUGGCCCAGUAUAUCGGGGCUUGCGAGCCUUUGCUGUAUGCGUUUAGCUUCCGGUGGAAGGCAUUCCGCUCCAGUAGCGAUGGGGCGUCGUCGGCGCAAGACCGCGGUUUCGCAGAAUGGUUCCAGGAAGUCGCUCCUUUAUUCAAAGAACGCGAAGAAUCAUCCAAACUGCCCUACCUAGCAUCCACCGCCCACGGCACAGUCCUCGAACUAGGCCCGGGCACAGGAAGCCAAAUCCCGCGAUACAAUUUAUCCCAGAUCACCAAGAUCUACGGGGUCGAGCCGAACGUAGUAUUCGCGAAGGCUCUGGAGAGCCAGAUCGCGCAGUUCAAUGCUAGCGAUGUCUAUGUCCCUGUGUAUGGUCGGGUUGAGGAGGAGUCUGUUCUAGAGAAGUAUGGGAUCACAGACGAGAGCCUUGAUUGCGUGACUAGUUUCCAGGUUCUUUGCUCGGUGGAUCGGCCGGAGGAGACAGUUGAGCGGCUUUGGCGGUUGUUGAGGCCUGGAGGGGAGUUUGUGUUCUGGGAGCAUGAGGCGAGUCGGGAUUUGGUUACUUGGGUUGUGCAGAAGUUUUGGUCGAUUCUGUGGCCGUUGGCGCAUAGUGGGUGUCGGUUGGAUCGGCCGGUCGGUGAUAUCGUCUUGAAGUCUGCGAAGUGGGAGGUGGUGGAGUUUGAAAGGGAAGGCGAGAAAUGGGCUGUGAUGCCUCGGGUCUACGGGCGGCUCAGGAAGCCGAAGACUGCGGAGUAAGAGACAGCUUUGGCAUACGUAGAUUUAGGGCUCAAUUUGAUUAACUUGCAGCACA